Messenger RNA from Vitis riparia (riverbank grape), 1848 nucleotides. RefSeq names its product GATA transcription factor 7. Gene Ontology annotation, biological process: regulation of DNA-templated transcription. The transcript has 9 exons. Bases 201 to 1304 code for a protein of 367 amino acids. Gene Ontology annotation, molecular function: sequence-specific DNA binding; zinc ion binding. The record is from RefSeq and is a predicted model, not a curated record. NCBI's taxonomy places the organism in Eukaryota, Viridiplantae, Streptophyta, Magnoliopsida, Vitales, Vitaceae.
CUGGGUACGGAAUUAUCAUCUCAAAGUGUACGAAUGGCAAAAUUUGAUCAUGAGUUUCUAACCGACUGAACUCACGUUCCACAGCCCUUUAGGGUUUCCUUGCCCCAUCCCUGUUUACACAGAAGCAUUCAAUCAUUCUUUGUCCUGACGCUUCGUUUUGGUCGAGCUCUUUGUUCAAGUGUUGGGGGUUUCCCUUUCACAUGUCAGAAGGAUCAAAGCGUGUGGUUGCUUCUGCUGAACACAAUAAAGUAGGACCAAAUUACUUUGGUUUCUAUGUGCGUGAAGUAGCAGAGUUACUCUCGCAAGAUAAGGAUUUUCUACCUUGCUCUUCCCAAGCCUCUGAAUUAUCUGCAAGAACAGGUGGAGAAGUUAGGGAUGGGGAUAAAAUAAAGCAUGGUUGUGAUGGUAAAGAGGCCAAGAGCUCUUCUAGUUCUGGUUCUUUGUUUAGUAAUGGCAUUGGAGCUGGGAUUUCAGAUUUUAAAAAUGAGAGAUUGAAAGCAUUGCUCAGGCAGAGUGUGACUUCUCUGACACAGGAAGUUGAUGAGAUGCUCGAUCCUGUUCUAGCUAUACGUCAGAUACAAGCACAUUUAAGAUACAAAAAGCAUCAAUCCCGUAAUUCGAAUGGUGAAUCUGAUGGUUGUGCAGGGCAAUUUCCCUGUAAGAAGCGUAAGAUGUCCUCUCCAAAUGCUAGUCAUAUCAGUUGUGGAUCUAGUAGAGAGGGUUCAGCAUUUGAGUGCGUGGAUGGGGCUUCUUCGGAAAAAAGAAAAUCCAAUAUUGUCAAAAGCUGUGCUCAUUGCCACACUACAGAGACCUUGAGGUGGCGAACUGGUCCAGAGGGGCAUAAGUCUCUAUGUGAUGCUUGUGGAAUCAGACUUGAAAAGCAAAGGGAGCCUCUUUUUUGUUCAAAUACAGGAGCUGAGAAAGAAAAUGGAGAAGUGAAUGACGAUCUGAAGAUCCUUCUAGAGAAUGAUUGCUCACUGGUUGAGGAGAGAGUGAAGAAAUAUUCGGAUGAACUAUCUGGAACACUAGGGCUUAUGGAGCAGCAACUUGAAGAACUUCUGGACACUGUAAUGUGCCAGUGCAGGCCAAUGACCCGCCGUGAGAAGCAACAGCUUCAAAAAAUGAUUCAGAAGCUACCUCCAAAAAAUCUUGAACGUGCUGUGGAAAUUAUCCAGCGUGGUAAGCCACCAGAAAUACACUCUGAUGAAAUCCAUGUCAAUCUGGAAAAAGAAGAUAAUGCAACAUUGUGGAGAUUGUAUUACUACGUUGAAGCAGUUGAAAAGGCUAGGAAGCUUUCAAGGUAGCUCCACUGAAUUAAUCUGUAUCAGGGCGAGAGGGGGCUUUCCCUUGCUGAACUCUGAAGUGCGUAGCCUCAACUUAAUUUUCUGAAGAUUGAUUACAGAAGAGAUGAUGGGAGCCUCUCACACCAAUUUUCAGUACUUGAGUAAAUUUACAAAAUUACAUGCAAAUCGACCUGGUAAAAAUGAUACUAAGAGAACCAAGGGCAAAAGGUUCAAGCAUACCCCAUUUUCUCAAGGAAUUGGGAUAUAAGGUUCUGCAGCAUGUAGGUAGGUCUCGGCAGUUGAACUCUUCAUUUCCCCUUUGUUCAUGAUGUCUAGUACUUCAGAUAUUCAUACUGUAAAUUUUUAAACUCAAAGACACAGGCGUUUUCACGUUCAAGUUCAGGCAUUGGUUAGCUAAACAUUUAAUGUAGGUGUGGCAUGCAAUUCUCUAGGGUUGCGGAAUGAGUUAAACAAUGUAUAGCGUGGGCGAGAUUUCAUGUAACUUUCAUACUAGAAAUUAAUCGCUGAAGUGGAUUUCUAACUAAUGUUUCUUUUUCUUUUCUAA